AUGGUCUUCUCUUUCCUGCCGAGCAUUGUCCCGGCCUUUCCAGAGUAUACGGGACCCUACAAAGUGGGCACUGUAGACGUCGAAAUCCCAAUAUCGAAGAUUGGCUCGGUGAGCGCAAUCCCAAAAGAAGCUGAUCACAUCCACACCAUUCAGUUCAGGCUAUACUAUCCCGCUACUCCUGACACAAACAAUGAGAGCAUAACCUGGCUCCCGCCUCCUCAGCGUCUCGCUGUUUGGGCUUAUAGCCAGUUUCUUGGCCUGAGUUCCCGAGUUGCAUCCGUUCUAUCGUUCUUGCCAAGGCAUCUUCAUUACAUCAAAAUCCCGGUUCACGCAAAUGCUACGCUCUUGUCUCCUCAGUCAGCUGGUAAUCCGCAAUCUCGAUGGCCAACGGUUCUCUUCUCUCACGGACUCGGCGGUAGUCGGAAUGCCUAUAGUCAUAUUGCCGGAUCCCUAGCGUCUCAUGGCAUGGUGGUGUUCUGCCCCGAACAUCGGGAUGCCAGCGCAGCCAUAUCCAUAAUCCGCGAUCCCAGUGAUCCCAAGUUGUCGCAUAUCGUACGCUGUCUUCGCAUCGAGCACAGCCAUACCCCGGAAGUUUGGGCCAAGCGUGAGGCACAAAUCCGGAUUCGCGCAUGGGAGAUAGGACUUCUCAUGGAGGCGAUCCACAAUAUUGACCUUGGCGACAACGACCUCAUCAAGGCCAACCUCAGCACCCCGAGUCCCACCCCGUUGUCGGCUCUGUAUCAGUUUACUGGACAACUUGAUGUGCAUGAGCCUGGCAAGAUGAUCUUUGGCGGACACUCUUUCGGCUCUGCAACCAUAGUUCAGGUGCUCAAGAGCACAUACUAUGCAGGCCAUCCAGACAUCGCCAAGUGGGAUAACCCUCUGUUCAGGCCAGUGGAAAACUCGGCUAUCCGUCGUCAGAUCACCGAAAACACACCAACGUUCCUUCUCGACAUGUGGUGUUUCCCUAUCCUCUCGGCCGCCUCUGCCCCUCUCUUCAACUUGCCGCUUCCCGCUUAUUCCCCUACUGCUGCCUCUCCUGUCGGUGGCAACGGCAUCCUGGCCAUUGAGUCGGAGGCGUUCUACAAGUGGAAGGAGAACAUGCACAGCACGGCACGAAUUGUGUCGCCGGACCCUUCGGCCAAGGUCGUUUCGCAGGCGGCAUUCGAGAGAUCAAGUGGAAACGAAUCCACGAAGGGAUCAGUGACAAAGCUGAGCGAGCCUGGCGUUUUCUAUGUCCAAAACAGUGCCCAUCUCAAUCAGAGCGACUUUGGUGUGCUGUUCCCAUGGGCAGUGAAGAAAAUCUUCAAAGGAGAGCAGCCGGAGCGGAUUCUCCGGUUGAACACCCGCGCUAUCCUGCAGUUCCUGAGAGCGAAUGGGGUCAGCGUUGCAAGAACCUGGUACGGUGACCUAGUGGAAGGCGGAGCAGAGGAAGACAUUGACCUCAAGAAAGGGAAGAAGCGGGUCGAUGGAGGUAUACACGAAGAUAAGGCCAUACUUGAGAAGAAGCCUGGCAAAGAGAAGGAGGGAGACACCAAAAAUGAAGAGAACGGGGAGAAGAAAUCCCUUUGGUCGAUCGAGGCGUGGAGGUGGAUUGACAUCAUCGGCAUGGGCGCAGAAUCUGGUCCUAGUGAGGCUGGAUUACAGUCCGGUGAGGCCACGGCCCAGGAGGCAGAAGAGGCCGAACGUGAUGAGGAGGAAAUGGAAGGACAGAUGGAGCCAGGAAUGAACCAUGAUGAUGUUGCGGAGCCUGCGUCGGCAAGAACCUUCCCUAGUGAGGGCAUCACCAGAGAUGCUCGCGCGGCUGUGGACGAGCGCAUAACGGCUUAG
Neurospora hispaniola is the source of this 1830-nucleotide messenger RNA. Its product is annotated as platelet-activating factor acetylhydrolase, isoform II-domain-containing protein. Gene Ontology annotation, molecular function: 1-alkyl-2-acetylglycerophosphocholine esterase activity. Lineage: Eukaryota; Fungi; Ascomycota; Sordariomycetes; Sordariales; Sordariaceae. The transcript is spliced from 2 exons. The record is from RefSeq and is a predicted model, not a curated record. Bases 1 to 1830 code for a protein of 609 amino acids.